CCAAUACCUACCCAAAAGGUGUGGUAGAGGAUGUUCUCGUCAUGGUGGAUAAUUUAAUCUUUCCCGCUGAUUUUUACGUUCUUGAAAUGGAGAACGAUAAAAAUGCAGUCCCAAUUUUACUAGGCCGCCCCUUUUUGAAAACGGCUAAGGCAAAAAUUGACGUCUUUAGUGGAGUGUUAACCAUGGAGUUCGAUGGUGAAAGAGUCGAAUUUAAUAUCUACGACUCCAUGAAAUACCCCACUGAGGAUCAUUCUCUAUUUGCGAUUGACACUUGCGACACUUGGGUCCAAGAUGUAUUUGAAAUUGAGGGCAAGGAUGAAGCAUUAAGCGCAAUAGAAAACGACAUAGAGGAUUUUACAUUGGAAUACUCUAUGUCAAAUAACAUGAAGAUUAUGGUGGCGGAGUUAAAUCAACUCCCACUUUUGCCACCGGGCUCUAAAGCCCUCCCGCUAACCAUUCCAAGCGAGAAGCCGCUACCAUCUGUUUUGCAGGCACCGGAGGUGGAAUUAAAACCACUCCCUGAAAAUAUGAAGCAUGCGUUCUUGGGUGAAAAUCGCACCCUACCGGUGAUUAUCUCAAAUGCCCUGUCCCAAGAACAAGAAGAAAGAUUGAUCGCGGUCUUGAAGGAAUAUAAAUUGGCCAUUGGAUGGUCUAUUGCCGACAUCAAAGGCAUUAGUCCAUCCACAUGCAUGCACAGGAUCUUGCUCGAAGAUGAGGCCAAAGCGGUGAGACAACCGCAACGAAGAUUGAACCCACCCAUGAUGGAGGUGGUGAAAAAGGAGGUAAUCAAAUUGCUUCAAAUGGGAAUCAUCUUCCCCAUUUCCGAUAGCAAGUGGGUGAGUCCCACUCAAAUGGUGCCCACCCGAGUUCAAAACGGGUGGCGAGUAUGCAUUGACUACCGAAGACUCAAUUCGGUGACUAGGAAAGACUUCUUUCCAUUGCCUUUUAUUGAUCAAAUGCUAGAGAGGUUAGCUGGGCACAAGUUCUAUUGUUUUCUCGAUGGUUACUCCGGGUAUUUCCAAAUACCAAUAGCCCCGGAGGACCAAGAGAAAACAACCUUCACAUGUCCAUUUGGCACUUUUGCCUACCGACGAAUGCCCUUUGGAUUAUGCAACGCACCGGGCACCUUUCAAAGGUGCAUGAUGAGCAUCUUUUCAGAAUUUGUGGAGGUAUUCAUGGAGGUCUUUAUGGAUGAUUUCACAAUCCAUGGCGACUCUUUUGACUCUUGCCUCUAUCACCUCACUCUUGUGCUAAAGGGUUGCAUUGAAUCCAACCUUGUGCUGAACUCUGAAAAAUGCCACUUCAUGGUAGAACAAGGGAUUGUUCUUGGGCAUGUGAUCUCAUCAAAGGGGAUCGAGGUGGACAAAGCAAAGAUCGAUGUGAUUCAAACGCUCCCGUACCCCACAAAUGUACGGGACAUCCGCUCUUUCCUCGGCCACGCCGGUUUCUAUAGGAGAUUCAUCAAGGAUUUCUCAAAAAUCUCAUCUCCUCUUUGCAAACUUUUACAAAAGGAGGUGGAAUUUAAUCUAAACGAUGAAUGCAAAGAGGCUUUUGACACUCUGAAAGCAAGAUUGGUGACUGCCCCGAUCAUACAGGCUCCCGACUGGUCUCUUCCUUUUGAGAUCAUGUGCGACGCAAGUGACUAUGCGGUGGGGGCUGUUUUGGGCCAGAAAGUUGGAAGAGCCUCCCAUGUCAUCUACUACGCCUCAUCAACCCUCAACGAAGCCCAAAAGAACUACUCCACCACCGAGAAGGAAAUGCUAGAGGUGGUUUUUGCUUUGGAAAAGUUUCGUUCCUACCUUCUUGGAACAAAAGUUAUUGUCUACACCGACCAUGCCGCUCUUCGAUUCCUUAUGACAAAGAAAGAAGCCAAACCAAGACUCAUUCGAUGGGUCCUUCUAUUGAGUGAAUUUGAUGUGGAAAUCAAAGACAAGAAAGGAGCGGAGAAUUUGGUGGCUGAUCAUUUAAGCCGCCUCAUCCCUCACAAAGACAUCGAAGACCUCCACACAAAUCUCAUCAAAGGAGAAUUCCCGGACGAAACUCUCUUCUCCAUCAAAAUCACACAACCAUGGUACGCAAAUAUCGUGAACUUCCUCGUUUCCGGCAAAUUUCCUCCACAACUCUCAAAAUCUCAAAAAGAAAAAUUAAGAAUGAAUUCAAGACUCUAUGUGUGGGAUGACCCAUAUUUGUGGAAGCAUUGUAAGGAUCAAAUAAUCCGAAGAUGCAUCCCUGAAUAUGAGAUAGCCCACAUCAUAGAGUUUUGUCACUCUUAUGCUUGUGGAGGACAUUUCGGCCCGAAACGAACAGCAAUGAAGAUACUUGAGAGCGGUUUUUGGUGGCCGAGUCUAUUUCGGGAUGCACACGGCUUUUGUCGAUCUUGUGACAAUUGCCAAAGAGCGGGCAACAUUUCCAGGAGGAAUGAGAUGCCACAAAACCCCAUGCUUUUCUGUGAGAUUUUCGAUGCAUGGGGUAUCGACUUCAUGGGACCAUUCCCAAAUUCCCAAGGUAACAUAUACAUCCUUCUUGCAGUAGACUACGUCUCCAAAUGGGUGGAGGCCAAAGCAACAAAAACUGAUGAUGCCAAGGUGGUGGCUUGUUUUCUCAAAUCACACAUAUUUUCAAGGUUCGGGGUCCCUCGAAUUUUAAUUAGCGAUCGAGGCACACAUUUUUGCAACAAAAUUGUGGGAUCCCUACUAAAAAAAUAUGGUGUGACUCAUAAAAUUUCUACAGCCUACCACCCUCAAACAAAUGGCCAAGCGGAGACCUCAAACAGGGAGUUGAAAUCUAUACUCCAGAAAACAGUGAACCCGAACAGGAAGGAUUGGAGUAUACGCAUUGAUGAUGCGCUAUGGGCAUACCGAACUGCUUACAAAACCCCAAUCGGUAUGUCUCCUUAUAGACUUGUGUUUGGGAAAGCAUGUCAUCUCCCUGUAGAGCUCGAACACAAGUCUUAUUGGGCGGUUAAAGAAUUCAACCUCAAUCUUGACGAGGCCGGUGUACAUAGGAAGCUUCAAUUACAAGAAUUGGAAGAACUUCGCCUGGAUUCUUAUGACAAUGCAGAAAUAUACAAAAGAAAGACGAAGGAGUGGCAUGAUAAAAUGAUCAUACGAAAAGACUUUAAACUUGAUGAAAAAGUCCUCCUAUUCCAAUCACGCCUUCGUCUAUUUCCGGGAAAGCUGAGAUCCCGUUGGACCGGACCAUACAAAGUGGUCAAAACAUAUCCACACGGGGCGGUGGAAAUUCAGGACCUGGAGACGGGAGAGGUACUGAAAGUGAACGGACAAAGAUUAAAACCCUUCUUUGAGGGUUUUCAACCCAAAAAUGUGGAAGUCGUAGACCUUUCUGAACCGGUCUACGAAUGAGGAACAUCAGAAGAUAUCGUCGAGCCACGACGUUAAAUAAAGCGCUUCUUGGGAGGCAACCCAUGCACGGUAUACUUUUUUUCUUUUUUUUUUCUUCUUUUUAUUUUAGUAGAGUGUGUGUGUAAAAUCUUUUCAAAAAAAAAAAAUAUAUAAUUUUGAGAAAAACCCGCCCGGGUAUUCCCAAACCCGGUCGGGUAUUAGCACAAAAAGAGAAUACCCGGCCAUUCCAUCCACCGGGUAAAAAUGAAAAAUAAAAAAAAUAAUAAAAACCCGACCGGGUAUGUAGACAACCCGACCGGGUUUUGGUAUUUUUUUCACCCCUGGGAGCUACUGUCAAGCAUACCCAUUCGGGUAUCAACCAAAAAACCGGCCGGGCAUCAAAAAAUUUAAAAACGGUGUGAAAUAGCCUAAUACCCGACCGGGUAUUACAAAAACCCGACCGGGUAUUCAGCAAAAAAACAUUCUGCCUUCCAGAAAAACAAAAACCCAUUCGGGUAUUACAAGAAAACCGGCCGGGUAAAAAUAAAGGAAAAGGCAAAAAAAUAGCCUAAUACCCGACCGGGUAUUACAAAAACCCGACCGGGUAUUUAGCCAAAAAGGCAUCUGCCUACGUGAAAUAGAAUACCCAUUCGGGUAUCAGGAGUACCCGGCCGGGUAUUUGUGCGAAAGAGGCUUCUUUACAGGAUUUCUUCCCCAAAUCCUCCCCCAACCUCCAUCUUCUUCUUCUCUCCCAAACAAAAAAACCCCCAAACCUCCAUAGCCAAAAGUCCCAAACUCCCAAUCCAUCCCAAUCAUCCAUCUAAAUCCCAAAUAAACUCCAUUUUCUUCUUCCCCACAUCAUCCUCUCCAUUUCUACACCCACAAAAAACACCAAACACCCCAAAAUCCCCAAAUCCGAAAAACCCUAUACCCAAAUCCUCAAGGUCCGAUUUUCCCUCAAAUUAACCCAAACCUAACCUCAUUUCUUCUUCCCCACAUCAUUCUCUACACCUCCACACCCUCAAAAACACCCAAUUCCCAAAAAAUCCACAUUUUUCACUCCACCAAGCCCCAAGUCCGAAAAUCCAACCCCAAAGUCCAAGAAAAAGUUAACUAUGGCACCUAAAAGGACUAGAGCAUCUUCCUCCAAUUCAAGUGCUCCAAUUCCACAAGUUCCGGGGUAUGAAAGCAUCGAAUUCACGUCUAGGGCUCAUCACAAGAAAUUCCUCACCCAACUCAACCGAGAGGUACAUUCCACACGAUUUCUUUGUCAUGAAACAUUACGAGCAUUGAUGUUGUAUGAUAUGAUGCUAGAAUUGUGCAACAACAUAGGACUUACUACAUUGUUCCACAUGUCCUAUAAUAUCUACACAAGAAUUAUGUAUGAGUUCCUAGCAUCGGUUGAAUUUACUGAGGAUAAAGAGGACACCUAUGAGAGCAAACUCACGUUUCGGUAUAACAACAUACCAAGAACUUUAACGAAACGUGAGUUUGCCGAGCUAUUUGGUCUACCGGUUUUAGGUGUGGAGGAAAGAAAGGUAAGAAGUGAUAAGACCAUUGUGCAUGAUUUGUGGCGAAGAAUGACAGGGGUUAGGGUGUUUAAAUCUUCACAUAUGCAUAUUACACAUGUUCAACACCCUGCCCUUCGAAUCGCACUAAAAUGGUUUGGGUAUCAUGUCUUUGGGAAGCCAAAUAAUCAUCAAACAAGGAUUAGUGAAUUGGCCGUUCUUGCUAUGGGUAUCUUCCCAGAAGCUCCUAGAUUAGAUCUUGCUUCAAUUUUGUGGGACCAUUUAAAAAAGGAAUGUGAAGCUAUGGGUGAAAUUUUCAUAGGAGGAUACAUACAUCAUAUAUGUACCAAAUUUGGCUAUUGUGCAAAUAGACAAGUUCAAGAUUGGAAUUUCCUUAAUCUUAAGUUCCUACUCACUGCACAUGACGUGAGUCACUCCCACACCAUUGGGACCACAGCAUUUUACCAUUGGACCAUUAACCCCUCACCCACACAAUUUUUUACAAUCCCCUCCGAUGAACUUCCAAACAUCUUUAACCAUCAACUCGGGGAUAGGAGACAUCUUUGCCUACCAGGAACUACCCCUGACCACUAUCUUUAUGACAUUCCUCAACUUGAGCCACCACCCAGCCCCGAACAACCACAAGAAGAGCCACAACCCGAUCCCCAACCCCCUCAAUACACCCCCUUUGAACAACAAAUGCUGGCUGGUAUACAACAACUCAAUCUUAACCAAACGGCAAUGAACACACGCAUUGACGAUCUCUACAGUGCGUACCAAAGGGUGGAAGACGAUCAAAGACGGGCCUUCGGGCCUAUGUAUGCAUAUUUUGACCAGCAAGGGUACUUUUCCCACAUGCCCACUCCAGUCCAACAUCCUACAUGGUAUGACCCCUCACAUUGGGGUAAUUUCAGAGGAUCUAGCUCCGGAGGAGGUGGACAAGCUGGCGGUGAUGGUGUUGACAGGGAUUUCGGAGGUGGUGAUGGCGGAUAUGACGGCAGCUCAGACACAAACGAUGAGGAAUACCCAUAUACAGGAGAUUUUCAUGACAGCUACUAUGGUCAAGGUGGAUUCUUUGAUGGAGGAGAUGCGGGCGGCCACUAGGGGCAGUGCCAUUAACUAGCUGGGGGGGGAGAAUUAUUCUGGAUCCUAAGGGUACACAUAAGGAGCAAAAGAAGAGAAACCCAAUGAUGGUGAAGACCUUUUAUUCAUGUGUUUUGAUCAUUGAAACAUUCUUUUAUGUUGAUUUUCAAAAACACUUGUGAAUGGUUGUAAUUGCUACAAUUGUUGGGUUGGAAACUUCAUGGACAUGAUUUGUUUUCCUCGAGACGAGUAAAGGUUCAAGUGUGGGGGUGUUUGAUAGGCACUAGUUGUCAGUGCCUAAGUAUACAUUUUUAUUAUUGUUUGUAAUGUUUAUUUACUAGUUUUGUGCAAGUUUAUAGUUGUUAGUUUGCAUUUGAUUGUAAUCGUAUUUUUAGCAUUUUAUUGUUUGUUGUAAGUUGUAGUUAGUUGAGCUAUAAGUUUAGGAUAGGUUUGGAAGCAAAAAGGAUGAAGAAACCUGAGUUUUGUGCAAAACCCGGUCGGGUAUGGAUUUUACCCGGCCGGGUAUGAAGUGACAAAGGAAACUGCUGCAAACUAGCAAAUACCCGGUCGGGUAUUCCAUAUACCCGGUCGGGUAUUCUGUGAUUUCGGACCAAAGAACGUGCAGAAGACACAAAAACAUGGGGAAAUAUUUGAUUUGGUAAAUACCCGGUCGGGUAUGUCAAAAUACCCGGCCGGGUAUCCGGCAUUAGGUGUUGAAAACACCUAUAAAUAGCCCCAUUUUCCUUCACAUUUCAUCAUCCCUUCUUCCAAUCUCUUUAGCUCAGCUUAGAAUAGCAUUUCUUUAUAUUUUUCUAGCUAUGUUUAGCCUCCAAAUGAGGAGCUAAACUUCCAUUCUUGGUUUUGCUCUUGAAGCUUGUUGAUUAUUAAAGUUGUGAGUUAUUUUCUUAACUUCUUCUCUUGAUUAUUAAUU
Cuscuta europaea is the source of this 6863-nucleotide messenger RNA. Lineage: Eukaryota; Viridiplantae; Streptophyta; Magnoliopsida; Solanales; Convolvulaceae. The record is from the annotation of a GenBank genome assembly.